GUGGUAGUCAACGCCCUGGUGGGAGCCAUCCCCUCCAUUAUGAAUGUGUUGCUGGUUUGCCUCAUCUUUUGGCUGAUUUUCAGUAUCAUGGGAGUCAACUUGUUUGCGGGCAAGUACUACUACUGUUUCAACCAGACAGCAGAGGAGUACUUUCAUGCCAGCGAGGUCAACAACAAGACACAGUGCAUGGCCCUCAUUGGACAGAAUUUCACUGAGGUCAGGUGGAAGAAUGUCAAGAUCAACUUUGACAAUGUUGGCGCCGGAUACCUGGCUCUGCUUCAAGUGGUGAGAGUGUCUCUGUCUCUGUCUCUGUCUCUGUCUCUCUCUCUCUCUCUCUCUCUCUCUCUCUCUCUCUCUCUCUCUCUCUCUCUCUCUCUCUCUCUCUCUCUCUCUUCUCUCUCUCUCUAUCUCUUUAUACUUCUUCUCUCUAUCUAUUCUCUCUUUGUCUCUCUCUCUCUCUCUGUCUUGCUCUCUUGAUCUCUCGCUCUCUCUCUCUGUCUCUCUCUCUCUGUCUCUCUCUCUCUGUCUCUCUCUCUCUCUCUCUCUCUCUCUCUCUUUCUCUCCCUCUCUCUCUCUCUCUCUCUCUCUCUCUCUCUGUCUUGCUCUCUUGCGCUCUCGCUCUCUCUCUCUCUCUCUCUCUCUCUCUCUCUCUCUCUCUCUAUCUCUCUCUGUCUCUGUCUCUCUUGCUCUCGCUCUCUCUCGCUACACAUUUCUGUUUUUCCACAUGUCCACAUUUAUGUUUUGUCCACAUGUCCACAUUUCUGUUUUGUCCACAUUUCUGUUUUUCCACAUGUCCACAUUUCUGUUUUGUUCACAUUUAUGUUAUGUCCACAUGUCCACAUUUCUGUUUUGUCCACAUUUCUGUUUUGUCCACAUUUCUGUUAUGUCCACAUGUCCAUAUUUCUGUUUUGUCCACAUUUCUGUUUUGUCCACAUGUCCACAUUUCUGUUUCACAUUUCUGUUUUGUCCACAUGUCCACAUUUCUGUUUUGUCCACAUGUUCACAUUUCUGUUAUGUCCACAUGUCCACAUUUCUGUUAUGUCCACAUGUCCACAUUUCUGUUUUGUCCACAUGUCCACAUUUAUGUUUCACAUUUCUGUUUUGUCCACAUGUCCACAUUUCUGUUUCACAUUUCUGUUUUGUCGACAUGUCCACAUUUCUGUUUCACAUUUCUGUUUUGUCCACAUUACUGUUUUGUUCACAUUUCUGUUAUGUCCACAUUUCUGUUUUGUCCACAUGUCCACAUUUCUGUUUUGUCCACAUUUCUGUUUUGUCCACAUGUCCACAUUUCUGUUUUGUCCACAUUUCUGUUUUGUCCACAUGUCCACAUUUCUGUUUUGUCCACAUGUCCACAUUUCUGUUUUGUCCACAUGUCUACAUUUCUGUUUCACAUUUCUGUUUUGUCCACAUUUCUGUUUUGUCCACAUUUCUGUUUGUCCACAUGUCCACAUUUCUGUUUCACAUUUCUGUUUUGUCCACAUUUCUGUUUCACAUUUCUGUUUUGUCCACAUGUUCACAUUUCUGUUAUGUCCACAUGUCCACAUUUCUGUUUUUCCACAUGUCCACAUGUCUGUUUUGUCCACAUGUCCACAUUUCUGUUAUGUCCACAUGUCCACAUUUCUGUUUUGUCCACAUGUCCACAUUUCUGUUUUGUCCACAUGUCUACAUUUCUGUUUCACAUUUCUGUUUUGUCCACAUUUCUGUUUUGUCCACAUUUCUGUUUGUCCACAUGUCCACAUUUCUGUUUCACAUUUCUGUUUUGUCCACAUUUCUGUUUCACAUUUCUGUUUUGUCCACAUGUUCACAUUUCUGUUAUGUCCACAUGUCCACAUUUCUGUUUUUCCACAUGUCCACAUGUCUGUUUUGUCCACAUGUCCACAUUUCUGUUAUGUCCACAUGUCCACAUUUCUGUUUUUCCACAUGUCCACAUUUCUGUUUUUCCACAUGUUCACAUUUUUGUUAUGUCCACAUGUCCACAUUUCUGUUAUGUCCACAUUUCUGUUUUGUCCACAUUUCUGUUUCACAUUUCUGUUUUGUCCACAUGUCCACAUUUCUGUUUCACAUUUCUGUUUUGUCCACAUGUCCACAUUUCUGUUUCACAUUUCUGUUUUGUCGACAUGUCCACAUUUCUGUUUCACAUUUCUAUUUUGUCCACAUGUUCACAUUUCUGUUAUGUCCACAUGUCCACAUUUCUGUUUUGUCCACAUUUCUGUUUUGUCCACCUUUCUGUUAUGUCCACAUGUCCACAUUUCUGUUUUUCCACAUGUCCACAUUUCUGUUUUUCCACAUGUUCACAUUUCUGUUUUUCCACAUGUCCACAUUUCUGUUUUUCCACAUGUCCACAUUUCUGUUUUUCCACAUGUCCACAUUUCUGUUUUGUCCACAUGUCCACAUUUCUGUUUUGUCCACCUUUCUGUUAUGUCCACAUGUCCACAUUUCUGUUUUUCCACAUGUCCACAUUUCUGUUUUUCCACAUGUUCACAUUUCUGUUUUUCCACAUGUUCACAUUUCUGUUUUUCCACAUGUUCACAUUUCUGUUUUUCCACAUGUUCACAUUUCUGUUUUUCCACAUGUCCACAUUUCUGUUUUUCCACAUGUCCACAUUUCUGUUUUGUCCACCUUUCUGUUAUGUCCACAUGUCCACAUUUCUGUUAUGUCCACAUGUCCACAUUUCUGUUCUUCCACAUGUCCACAUUUCUGUUUUUCCACAUGUCCACAUUUCUGUUUUUCCACAUGUCCACAUUUCUGUUUUUCCACAUGUUCACAUUUCUGUUUUUCCACAUGUUCACAUUUCUGUUUUGUCCACCUUUCUGUUAUGUCCACAUGUCCACAUUUCUGUUUUUCCACAUGUCCACAUUUCUGUUUUGUCCACCUUUCUGUUAUGUCCACAUGUCCACAUUUCUGUUUUUCCACAUGUCCACAUUUCUGUUUUUCCACAUGUUCACAUUUCUGUUUUUCCACAUGUUCACAUUUCUGUUAUGUCCACAUGUCCACAUUUCUGUUUUUCCACAUGUCCACAUUUCUGUUUUUCCACAUGUCCACAUUUCUGUUUUUCCACAUGUUCACAUUUCUGUUUUGUCCACAUGUCCACAUUUCUGUUUUGUCCACAUGUCCACAUUUCUGUUUUGUCCACAUGUCCACAUUUCUGUUUCACAUUUCUGUUUUGUCCACAUUUCUGUUUUGUCCACAUGUCCACAUUUCUGUUUCACUUUUCUGUUUUGUCCACAUUUCUGUUUUGUCCACAUGUCCACAUUUCUGUUUUGUCCACAUGUUCACAUUUCUGUUAUGUCCACAUGUCCACAUUUCUGUUUUUCCACAUGUCCACAUUUCUGUUUUUCCACAUGUCCACAUUUCUGUUUUUCCACAUGUUCACAUUUAUGUUUUGUCCACAUGUCCACAUUUCUGUUUUGUCCACAUGUCCACAUUUCUGUUUUGUCCACAUGUCCACAUUUCUGUUUCACAUUUCUGUUUUGUCCACAUUUCUGUUUUGUCCACAUUUCUGUUUUGUCCACAUGUCCACAUUUCUGUUUCACAUUUCUGUUUUGUCCACAUUUCUGUUUUGUCCACAUGUCCACAUUUCUGUUUUGUCCACAUGUUCACAUUUCUGUUAUGUCCACAUGUCCACAUUUCUGUUUUUCCACAUGUCCACAUUUCUGGUAUGUCCACAUGUCCACAUUUCUGUUUUGUCCACAUGUCCACAUUUCUGUUUUGUCCACAUGUUCACAUUUCUGUUUUGUCCACAUGUCCACAUUUCUGGUAUGUCCACAUGUCCACAUUUAUGUUUUUCCACAUGUCCACAUUUCUGUUUUGUCCACAUGUUCACAUUUCUGUUUUGUCCACAUGUCCACAUUUCUGUUUUGUCCACAUUUCUGUUUUGUCCACAUGUUCACAUUUCUGUUAUGUCCACAUUUCUGUUAUGUCCACAUGUCCACAUUUCUGUUUUGUCCACAUGUCUGUUUUGUCCACAUGUCCACAUUUCUGUUUCACAUUUCUGUUUUGUCCAAAUGUCCACAUGUCUGUUUUGUCCACAUUUCUGUUUCACAUUUCUGUUUUGUCGACACAUCCACAUUUCUGUUUCACAUUUCUGUUAUGUCCACAUGUCCAUAUUUCUGUUUUGUCCACAUGUCCACAUUUCUGUUAUGUCCACAUGUUCACAUUUCCUUUCCUUCUCCAGGACACACAUCAAAUGUGGGUUUGAGUUAGAUUUUUUUUCUUCAUAUGCUGUAUAUAUAUAUAUUAAAAUGAGACUUUACAUUUUAUAUCAUUUUUUUUGUUGGUGUUUUGAAUAUUAUAAGUUAAUCGUAUCUCUUUGUCUCCAAAGGCGACAUUCAAAGGCUGGAUGGACAUCAUGUACGCAGCCAUAGACUCCAGAAGGGUGGAGGACCAGCCCAUCUAUGAAGACAACAUCUACAUGUACAUCUACUUCGUCAUCUUCAUCAUCUUUGGCUCCUUCUUCACCCUCAACCUCUUCAUCGGUGUCAUCAUUGACAACUUCAACCAACAGAAGAAAAAGAUAAGACCUAUUUUCUUACCUCCUCCUCCCCUGUCUCUUUUUGCUAAAUCCUAUUAUACGCCUUGUUGUAUAACAUAGAGGCUCAAACAUGCUUAUAACAAGUUUUAAAGCAUUAUUCCUGUAUAUAAAGUGUUACGCUCAAUGACAUUUGAAAGCAGGGUUGUGGUCCAUUCCAUUUCAAUUUCAGUUAGUUCAGGAAGUACACUGAAAUUCCAAUUCCAUUUCUCUUCAAUGCUUUUCAAUUAGGAAAAUUUGGAAUUUAGGGUUGGGGUUGGGGUUAGUGUUAGGGUUGGGGCUAAGGUUGGGGUUAGGGUUAGGGUUGGGGUUGGGGUUAGGGUUGGGGUUAGGGUUGGGGUUAGGGUUAGGGUUGGGGUUGGGGUUGAUUGUCCCUAUUCUUUAGCAUUAGGGCGUUUCCCAAGCUCGGUACUCGGGACCCCAAGGGGUGCACGUUAUGUUUUUUUGCCCUAGCACUACACAGCUGAUUCAAAUGAUGAUUAGUUGAUUAUUUGAAUCAGCUGUGUAGUGCUAGGGCAAAAAAAACUAAACGUGUACCCCUUGGGGUCCUGAGGACCGAGUUUGGGAAACCCUGGGUUAGGGUUGGUUGUAACCAAAUGUUUGUGUGUCCCUAUACUUUGGAGGUCAGGACAUCUUUAUGACAGAGGAACAGAAGAAGUACUACAACGCCAUGAAGAAACUGGGUUCAAAGAAGCCCCAGAAACCCAUUCCCAGACCACAGGUUGGCUGUUGCUCCCUGCCUUUAUUAGCCUGGCUUUUUCAUGGACUUUUAUUGGCAAUAAAAUUCACUCCAUAUUUGUUUAUCCAGCUCAACACAUAGAGUAUGGGACCAGGCUAGGUCUUUAUGGUGUUGAACACUGCCACACACAGGAGGCUGCUGAUGGGAGAACGGCUCAUAAUAAUGGCCGGAAUGGAGUCAAUGGAAUGUCACCAAACACAUGGAAACCAUGGAUUUGAUGUAUUUGAUACCAUUCCACAUAUUCCGCUCCAGCCAUUUCCACGAGCCCGUCCUAAGGCGCCACCAACCUCCUGUGCUGCCACAACAUAUUGAAAUCAGUAUUUUCAGUAUUUCAUUGUUGACGUAACACUUUGUAUUAUGUUAACACUGAAAUAUUAAUUUCAAUCGAUUGUGGUAGUGUUUCCUUGCGAUUAACAAAAUGUGUGCUGUUGUUGUUGUUGUUGUUCUUGUGUCUGUCUGUGUGUGUAUGUCUCUGCAUGCGUACGUGUGUGUGUGUGUGUGUGUGUGUGUGUGUGUGUGUGUGUGUGUGUGUGUGCAUGGUGCCCUGUUGUUGUCGCCUUGUCUCCACAGAACAAGAUCCAAGGGUUGGUGUUUGACUUUGUGACCCAGCAAGUCUUUGACAUCUCCAUUAUGAUGCUGAUCUGCCUCAACAUGGUCACCAUGAUGGUGGAGACAGACGACCAGUCGGAGGAGACGGAGAACAUCCUCUAUUGGGUUAACUUCAUCUUCAUCGUGGCGUUCACCACCGAGUUCGUCCUGAAACUCUUCGCCCUGCGCCACUACUACUUCACCAAUGGCUGGAACGUGUUCGACACGGUUGUGGUCAUCCUGUCCAUUGCGGGUGAGUGGAGUGAGGCAGUGUCUAAAAAUGGCACCCUAUUCCCUAUAGAGUACACUACUUUUUGACCAGGACUCAUAGGUCACUGGUCAAAAGUAGGUCAAUGUAUUGGGAAUAGGGUGCCAUUUCAGGUGCAUACUGUACAAAUCCAUAGAAAGCCUCCAUAGACUCAGCCAGACUUCGAUUUCUCUGCUGAGUACUCUUUCAUACACAGUAUAUUUGGGAUUUCAGAAAGCAGCUUUUCUGUCAAACAGAUCAAUAAAUUACAGGUGUCAUUUGAUCACUCUUUUUUGUUGCUGAGAAUUUUCCUGCGCUGCAGGAAAUGCAGAUGAGCUUUGUGAUUUACAUAAAUUCACCUUAAACCCACACUUACACACGGUUAUAUUAACAGUAUCGCACUUUUCACGUAGCCGUAUUUUGGUCAGCUAAUAGCCUAACCACCGAUUUAAGCAACAUUAUGGACUAAACUUUCAAAUCCUGUUGUCGCAGGGAUAUUUUGCUGCAACAAUAUUGGUCAAAUUAAGAUCCUACAUCUGUACUAUCACUAUUCCAAAAACUGUAGAAGGGGAGAGACAUCUUUAAGGUAGACAUUGGGUUGAGUCUAGGCUGUUGCAGUGACUGUAUUACCACCACACCAGCAGUCAUGAGUCAUGACUGCAGUAAAAUUCCAUGUGACCUUUGAGACACAGUAAUCUGUAGUAGUAACCAAUUUGCUAACUACCAUCAGGUCCUAAUGGCCUGGUACUCAGGGCUCUAUUGUCCCUCUAACCACUCUGGCAUCAAUGCAAAUGCAGUCGAAAAUCACAUCAAACACUUAUCAUCAAAACAGUAGGCCUAUAGUACUUCUAAAACUCUUACUGUGAUGAUCAAUUUGAAGAAAGAAGUUCAACAGAAUGUUAAAACAGUGGUGAACAUGGUUAUUGUGGAUGUUGUUUCAAAGCCUAACACAAUGAAAUGGACAACGCUUUCUAAGGUGAUGGUUAAUUCCAAACACCCAUACCAUAUUAUAGUUUAUGCAUAUGCAUAGGCUUAUGAGCCCAAGCCUGAAAGAAAAACCUGAAUAAAAAUUCUGAUUGUGCCAUUAUACAAUACAUAGUCUCCUGUAGCUCAGUUGGUAGACCAUGGCGCUUGCAACGCCAGGGUUGUGGGUUUGAUUCCCACGGGGGGCCAGUAUGAAAAAUGUAUGCACUCACUAACUGUAAGUCGUUCUGGAUAAGAGCAUCUGCUAAAUGACUAAAAUGUAAAUAGCCUACCGCAUAUUACAAAUGGCAGAAAAACAUAAAACAAAACUGAUUUAAGAUGUCUAUGGUACAUAAAUGGUCUAGCCUAUAAUCCAAAAUUAAACUAAUUCGAGUAAUGGCCUGAGUGAGUACUGUAUUAUUAUGCAUACUGGAUCGACUGGUUAGCUUAUGCUAGGCUCCAAAAUGUAUAUCCAUGAGUCUGGGAGAUAACGUAUAGCCCUAGGCGAUGCUGUUGGUUCGUUGAUUGUGCAAGGCGGCUUACAGGUAGCCUAUGAUUAUAGUGAAUUUGUAUUGAUUUUGAAUAGCCUAGUAAUAGGGAUUUUUUAAAAACAUUUUCAUAAUAAAUUGGGUGACACAUUACCUUUAGCUAUACAGAAUAUGUUACCACCAUUCGUUUCCAUUUCCUCCUCUCCCUCCUUUAUUCCUUUCUCGAGCACGCAGACGGGCUGUCAACAAUUUAGUGAAAUAUGUUUACUUGCAAAAACAAAUUACUAUCGAUGUUCCCGAACAGAUUUCCCUUGGUUUCCCAAAUUAAGCACUGGGUAGCUGCAGGAACAAUGUUGGAGAGCCCAUGGCAUGCAGACUUUGGGCGGAAUAUCACCUGUCAGGCAGCGAGAGUAUGCUCCUCAAACAGUUGAUGCGUGGAGUGAAAUAAGUGUUCUUGUAUUUAUUUCUCAAAGCACAUGCUCCUCUAUAAAACCGAAGUAGCCUACAAAAUGGACCGGCAGAAAGCGCGUGGCCUCCAUUCGCUAUUGGAGUGCAUACGGAUGACAUGUAUUUUUCCCCCGCCACUGUUCCUGCCCAUUUGAAAAUGGGCUAUUCUAAAUCGAAAUAAAUUGUACAUAUAAAUAUAGACAAGAUUAAAUUGAGAAUAGUCUGAUGGGUGAAAAUAUGAUCACUUGAUGAGAAAACAGCUGUGCAGCCUGACGCAAGGAACAGAGCGCCACUUUCUUUUGCUACUGUCUUAAAUCGUCAAUAGCCUAUAGUCGCACCAUGCAGCCCAUAUAUGUUUUCAUUUCUAAGACAUUCUAAGGUUUGUAUCGUUCACAACUAAAGUUGCCAAAUAACUCUAAAUCUAGCAUAUACUGUAGGACCUGUUUCAAAUGAUAACUUUUACGAUCAACAUAGCUACUUAAUAUGCUAACUCACAGGGACAUAGAUAACAUAGGCCUACAGUAGGCCAACUCAUAUUCUGUUCUUCUGAAAUACAUUUUCUUCAUAUCAUAAUGUUUCUUUAGACCGGACUAAAAUAAAUAAUGGAUGUAUUGUGGUGUAUAUUAAUUUUUUUUAUUAUACUUUUUUUAAUGUAGAUAUUCCAAAGGCGCCCAUCAGCGGCUUGUAUACGUGGAGGCCUACAGAUGCUAAACAUGUUUAUGUUUUUAAUUAAUGGUCAAUUACCGUGAGACCGACAGUCUUUUGCAUGACAAUAACCGGCUGACAAAUUGUCAUGACUGCCACAGCCCUAGUUGAUUCAUGUCUGCUAACUGUGUUGUCUCUGGGUGUCUUGUCUCCACCACCCUCUUCCUCAACAGGCAUGUUCCUGGCUGACAUCAUUGAGAAGUACUUUGUAUCGCCGACCCUCUUCAGGGUCAUCCGAUUGGCUCGAAUCGGCCGCAUCCUGCGUCUGAUCAAAGGGGCCAAGGGCAUACGGACUUUACUCUUCGCCUUGAUGAUGUCCCUUCCUGCCCUGUUCAACAUCGGCCUCCUGCUCUUCCUGGUGAUGUUCAUCUUCAGCAUCUUCGGAAUGUCCAACUUCGGCUAUGUCAAACACGAGGCCGGGAUAGACGACAUGUAUAACUUUGAGACCUUCGGGAACAGCAUGAUCUGCUUGUUCAUGAUCACCACGUCUGCAGGCUGGGAUGGUCUCUUGCUCCCCAUCCUCAACUACCCUCCUGACUGCGACCCAACCCUGGAGAACCCAGGUGCACCUGCGACAGGCGACUGCGGAAACCCCUCAGUUGGCAUAUUUUUCUUUGUCAUGUAUAUCAUUAUUUCCUUCCUUGUCGUAGUCAAUAUGUACAUCGCCAUCAUCUUAGAGAACUUCAGUGUAGCGACAGAAGAGAGCGCUGACCCGCUCAGUGAAGACGACUUUGAGACCUUCUAUGAAAUCUGGGAGAAAUUCGACCCCGCCGCUUCCCAGUUCAUCACCUUCGCAAAACUGGGUGACUUCGCCGACACCCUGGAGCACCCUCUCCGCGUUCCCAAACCCAACACCAUCGAGCUGAUCGCCAUGGACAUGCCCAUGGUCAGCGGCGACCGCAUCCACUGCCUGGACAUCCUGUUUGCCUUCACCAAACGCGUGCUGGGUGACAGCGGGGAGCUGGACAUGCUACGCACGCAGAUGGAGGAGCGCUUCGUGCAGGCUAACCCCUCCAAGGUCUCCUACGAGCCCAUCACCACGACGCUGCGCCGGCGCCAGGAGGACGUGUCCGCACGCUGCAUCCAGAAAGCCUACCGCGCUCACCUCCUCAAACGGGGCUUCGUCUGCAAGCGCAGGCCCAAGACCAAGCUGGAGAACGGAGGGACCAACAACCUGGAGAAGAAAGAGAGCACACCCUCCACCGCCUCUCUCCCCUCCUACGACAGCGUGACCAAACCUGACAAGGAGAAACAGGAGGAGAAUGAGGCAGAGAGGAAAGAGAAGGACAGAAACCAAAAAGAGGAGCGGGAAUCAAAGUGUUAG
Molecule: messenger RNA, 10029 nt
Organism: Coregonus sp. 'balchen'
Lineage: Eukaryota; Metazoa; Chordata; Actinopteri; Salmoniformes; Salmonidae
Source: the annotation of a GenBank genome assembly